Molecule: messenger RNA, 312 nt
Organism: Knipowitschia caucasica
Lineage: Eukaryota; Metazoa; Chordata; Actinopteri; Gobiiformes; Gobiidae
Source: the annotation of a GenBank genome assembly
AUGGAUCCGCCGCACGCUGAAAGCAAACGAUUUGAGGCAUAUGUCAAGUCCAAGUGCAUUCAAAACACGGCACUGUCGGAAACACUCUGCUUUGGUUGUUCCACUUACAUCACAGAGCUCCCCAGUCCCAGACCAGAGCCGUCAUCGUCCAAUGGCGUGGUGCCGUUCUGUUCCCCCCCACACUCACUGCUGCAGACUGCACUCCCGUCUGAACAACAGAGCUACAUUUGCCUGCGAGGCUCGAGAGUGAGGCCCGCGACACCCAGAGACCCAGUCCCUUCACAUUACGUGCGGCGGGACAAGCGGCAGUGA